AAGAAGUUCAAUUCUGUCGACUCCACGGAAGAACGAUCUUAGUGCUAAGCUCUUCGCUAUGAGGUACACAGAGAUUCUUCUGGCGGCGGCCUAUCUUGCUGCUACUAUCGAUGCCCACAUUCUAAAGCCUUUAUAUAAGAAGGAAGCUUCGGUAUUAGAAGUGACUCUAGCUCCAGCAAAAACAGCCGGCGUAGCUGAAUUGGUUGCGACUAUUAAAAAUGUUGGGUCGACAGAUCUGAAUCUCUUGAAGGUCGGCACCCUUCUCGAUGAAAAUUUGCCCAUACAAAAGGUCUUGGCAGUAGACGAAUCAGGAAAGGAGGCCCAAUUCAAGGGAAUCCACACAAGCAUUCACUAUGAUGCCCUCACAGUUGAUCAUUUCCACCUCCUGAGGGUUUCUGAAUCAGUGAGCACCAAUAUCAGCGCAGCUACCAUUCACGAUUUCACCAAAUCCGGAACAUAUAUAUUUACGGCUACCGGAUCGAUACCUAUAGCUUCGGCUGGGUCUACAACACUAUCUGGACCAGCACUCAUCUUCCAAUCCAAUAGCGUUAGUCUAUAUGUCGAUGCACAAAUCGCUACGGCGGUGCCGAAGGCUUUGAGCUUUGGCCCCUUGGAAGCGCGUACGAUGGUCCAAGACGGCUGCAAUGCCACUAGACUAGCAGCUAGUACCGCUGCCCUAGAACACUGCGUGACCCUGGCUCUUGACGCUGCGGCGGAUGCGAAGGACCCGUCUUCGACUCGCUUUGUUGAGUACUUCAAAACUAACUCAUCAGAGACGCGACAGAUUGUGGCCGACCGGCUGACAGCGGUGUCGAAGGAGUGCUCGACGACAAACUCAGGACUAUCGAGGUACUUUUGUUAUGACUAUUACUCCAUAUGCGAAACCGAGGGGCCCCUCAACGCUUAUACAAUGUGGGAUAUUGACACCGUAGUCAUGUGUCCGCUAUUCUAUGACACACUACCACCUCUUCCGCAAGCGUGCCAUCGCCAAGAUCAAGCCACUACGACGAUACACGAGAUAUCGCAUUGUGAGGAGGUUUAUAGCCCUCAUACGAAUGACUUUGCCUAUGGGUAUAAUGAGAGCUCGGCGCUGACUCCAGAACGCGCGGUUUUGAACGCGGACAAUUACUCGCUGUUCGCAAAUGCUGUUUAUAUGAAGUGCUGAUCUUGAGCGAGAGUAGAGAAUUCGAUG
This is a messenger RNA of Annulohypoxylon maeteangense, 1192 nucleotides long. Its product is annotated as Deuterolysin metalloprotease family-domain-containing protein. The transcript is spliced from 3 exons. The record is from RefSeq and is a predicted model, not a curated record. Gene Ontology annotation, molecular function: metalloendopeptidase activity. Bases 59 to 1165 code for a protein of 368 amino acids. NCBI's taxonomy places the organism in Eukaryota, Fungi, Ascomycota, Sordariomycetes, Xylariales, Hypoxylaceae. Gene Ontology annotation, biological process: proteolysis.